AUGUCAUCUCAAAAACAUAUUAUGUUAUCCUAUCAAUGGGAUCAUCAAAAACUUGUAACAGAGGUUUAUCGUCGUCUUAAGGAAAUAAACAUUCCGUUAUGGAUGGAUACGCAAGGUGGAAUGAAAGGUCAUUUAAGUGAAAGUAUGGCAGAUGGAGUGGAAAAUGCAGCAGCUAUAUGCUGUUUCUUGACACCAAAAUAUCAAGAUAGUGCUGCAUGUAAAGAUGAAUUAACUUACGGAAAGGAACAACGCGUACGUAUUAUUCCAAUACUUGUAAUGCCAGACUGGAAGCCAACAGGUUGGUUAGGUUUUACUAUAGCAGGACAUAAAUGGAUUAAUUUUUGUGAUAUUGAUACAAAUAUGGAUUUAAGAAUGGAACAGUGUCAAACAAUUGAAUUUCUUUCAUAA
Messenger RNA from Rotaria sp. Silwood2, 408 nucleotides. NCBI's taxonomy places the organism in Eukaryota, Metazoa, Rotifera, Eurotatoria, Philodinida, Philodinidae. The record is from the annotation of a GenBank genome assembly.